Paramuricea clavata is the source of this 1311-nucleotide messenger RNA. The record is from the annotation of a GenBank genome assembly. Lineage: Eukaryota; Metazoa; Cnidaria; Anthozoa; Malacalcyonacea; Plexauridae.
AUGAAACGUACGGCGCGAGGAGAACUAAAAAGUGAAGAACCCAUAGAAGAACAUGAUAGUGGGUUUAUAGGUCCCAUGACAUUAUUUGAUACAUUUCCCUAUAAUGAUACUUUUGAAGAAACAAGGGAAUUAAAUAUAGUGUGUAGUCCGCCGACUGCAACAGCUGAAACUUAUACUUUCAUACAUAAUCGACAGGAUUAUGGUGUGAUUAGAACUGAGGAUAUUUUUCUUAAGGCGAAUAUUAAACUAAAAACGGGUAAUGCAUAUGUAGCUAACGACCGUGAAGUCUCUUUAAAUAUGGCACCAUUACGAUUUGGUUGGAAAUCCGAAGAAGUUUAUAUAAAUAAUCAAUUGGUGUCUGUACAAAGUAGUAAAGAAAAUGAAUUAGCCUAUUUUCAUUGGUUAUUAACAGCUGUACCCUCUAACUACAAAGACGAAGAAAAAAUUACAUUUAUGAUCCGUGAUACACCCGGACAUUUUGAUGACAUUGACGGGAUAGCGGACGGUACCGGUGUUAAUAAUUUGGGGAUGAGAAAAAGAAAACUUCUAUGUACGCAUAAUACACCGUUUGAAUGUAUAGAUCGUAUUGAUUUAUUGGGGUAUAAUAAACGUUUUAUACCCAUAUCGCUUGAUUUUAAAAUUGUAUUAACAAGAUUAGAAAAAACGAAAUUACUACUAGGUGAUGCUACUUACUGCGCAGCAGCUGAAAUACCCAUCAUAAAACCCAACGCUCAAUUAUCUGCAGCAAUUAAUGAAUUAAUGAUUCAAAAAGGGGAAGAAUGUCGAUUUUAUAGAACAACCCAUCGUUAUGUAGCAUUCCCCAUCCCAGUAGGGGCUCGUGUUAUCACACAUCGAAAUAUAUUUAACGGUUCAAGACCUGGACGUACCGUAACAAAAAUUGUCCCACAGACUGUUUAUAACGGUGCGCAUACUUUAAACCCUUUUAAGAUACCUUAUCCAACGAUUACUUACCACGCUAUCAGUGUAAAUGAAGCAAUAGUCCCACCCGUUUAUCGCACUUCAAAAGAAUCAUAUAUGACCCUACGUCAAAUUUUAGAUCGACGCUAUAGUGAAAUGCCAUUUACGUAUGAUGAAUAUGUAUCCGAUUACGGUAUUAUCGUUAAUGAUUUAUCGCCCAAUAAAGAUGGGUUUGAUCAAGUUUUACCUAAUGUUACAAGUGGUAAUGUUAGUAUUGAAGUUCAUUUUCGUGUAGACACCACCACUGCUCAACAAUUAAUAAUUAUGGGAGAAUUUAGAAAUCAAUUAAGUGUGGAUUAUAUGACAGCUGCACGUAACAAAGUUGAUGUAUAA